Messenger RNA from Trichoplax adhaerens, 1374 nucleotides. RefSeq lists its product as uncharacterized. The record is from RefSeq and is a predicted model, not a curated record. The coding region runs from base 1 to 1374 and encodes 457 amino acids. Lineage: Eukaryota; Metazoa; Placozoa; Uniplacotomia; Trichoplacea; Trichoplacidae. The transcript has 2 exons.
AUGCUAUACGUUAAUGGUAAGCUUCACUCUGAGAAAAACCUUCCAGGAAUCAUCCAUUUUGAUGAAAAUCACACGAUUACAGAAGUUCAAGAGUACAAUCAAGGCGUUCUUCAUGGGGAUCAUAUUCAAUACCAUCCAAAUGAAAGACAAAGUUAUCAAGUACGCUAUGUCAAUGGAAAGAAAGAAGGGAUGGAAAAGUGCUUUAAUUCUAGUGAAGGAGAGUACGUUGACGGAAAGAUGGUUGGAAAGCAUUGGAAAAAACAUGAAAAUGGAACGAUGGCUUUCCUCGCAACUUAUGAUAAAAAAGGAUUACUCAAAGAACCGAUUCGCGAAUUUGAUGAAAAUGGUCAAAAGAUUGCUGAGUACUCUAGAAAUCCUGAAGGGCAGUUUCAUGGAAAAUUUCAAUCUUGGUUUUCUGAUGAAAAGCUACUAACCGACGGCUAUUAUGUUAAUGGAGAACUUGAAGGUGAAUAUGUCCAACACUUUCCUUCAGGUCAGGGAUCCUUCUUUUUGAAGGCGUUUUUGACGAAGAUAGACCUAUUGGAACACAUACUGCCUACUAUGAUUCUGGACAAAAGUUGGAGAUCUUUCACUUCUUGGAUGGAAAGCAGGAAGGAAAGCAUGACCAGUACUACUAAAAUGGUUAAAAUUAAAUUGAGCGAAACCUUUAAAAAUGAUCUUAUUGAGGGAGAAGCUCUAGGUUAUUUUGAAGAUGGAAGUGAAGCGUUUAUUAGAAAUGCCAAAGAAGGAAAGCCUGUUGGGGUUCAAAAAGAAUUUUAUCCUCCUUGUAAAGGGAUCAAAGGAACACUAUCCAGUCUUUAUUUCCAUAAUGACAAGGGUGAGCUUCAUGGAGAACAGAAGUCUUAUUAUCCCAAUGGAAUUGUUCAAACAUCGAUUGGCUAUGAGAAUGGUCAGCUGCAUGGAUUAAAAGGUUUAUGGGAUCAAGAAAGCAACCUUCUUGAAGAAUACAAAUACAUAAAAGGCAAAUUGGAAGGGCGCCACUUUGAAAAAGAUCAAGAGGGACCAGAAAUUGUUUAUCAUUACAAAAAUAAUAAACGAGAGGGUCCACACUAUAUCCACUAUCCUUUAGAUGUGACUGAAGGAGAAAAGGUCAAAGCCAUUGAAGGAACUUACCUAAACAACAAGAUCCGUGGUAAAGUCACUGAAUACGAUCCUAGUGGGGCAAAGAUUAGUAUCACGGCCUACAAAAAUGGAAAGAAAGAUGGAGAUUCAGAGCUUUUCCAUAGAAAUGGUCGGAUAGCUAUUCGGUUAACAUUCAAAGACGAUUUAAGAGAGGGUUCUUCCUAUCAGUACUAUGCUUCAGGUCAGCUUUACAGAGAAGUUGAGUUUGUAAAAGAUCAGAAGGAAGAAUAG